Messenger RNA from Mytilinidion resinicola, 3023 nucleotides. RefSeq lists its product as uncharacterized. The coding region runs from base 138 to 3023 and encodes 961 amino acids. Lineage: Eukaryota; Fungi; Ascomycota; Dothideomycetes; Mytilinidiales; Mytilinidiaceae. The record is from RefSeq and is a predicted model, not a curated record. The transcript is spliced from 2 exons.
CCUUCACCUCUCCCCCCACGGCGUUCACAGCCCGCCGCAUGUCCAGAGUGUUACCGACACCGAGUCCUUGAGCAUCCUGUUCCCUGGCUCGUCUCGCUGCGUCCUGUCGAGCCAGCCCUGGGACUGUCAGCCUGCUGAUGCCACCGAAGAAACGCAACGCUCAGCACGACAGAAAGCAUGAGAAUGGUCUGGCCGCCCCUGGAAAGCGCAUACAGAAGCAAAAGUCCAAUCCCCAGCUCAACGGACACGCCAAUGGAAGCCCCCAGCCGCCCACGCCCCCGCUGCCGCCAGAUGUGACCCAGCAUAUGACGUUGCCGGCCACGUCCAACGGUGAUGCCUAUGGACCAUCGCCAGACAACACCAUGGCCCAGCAGCCGCCCACGCGACCUGACGGACGGGUGCGCGCCGUGUCCGACCUGUCCCUUGAUGGCCUCGAGGCCGGCCGCUUCGACAACGCCAACGGCUCCGCCGACCACCCGCCGACCCCCCUUCGGAUGGAGCCCAAGCACGCGGCUUCAUAUAAUGUCAACAUGCUCACCGUGGCCACCACCAUUCUCUCGUCCUGUCCUCUGCGCGACGUUCUCGCUAUCCUCAUAAUCCUGCUCCAGCUCCCCCCGACCGUCCUCACCAUCGUCCACUUCCUCUUCGCGACCCUCACCUUCGUCCCUCCGCAAACAGGGACCUCUCUCUCCGCCCUCUCGGCGCUCCCUUCCCUCACCGACAUAUUCCAGGGCUCCGGCGGGACGCCCUCCCUGUUCACCAUCAUCUUCGCCGAUGUUUUCAUCCUCAUACUAUGGCUCUUGAUGUGGGUCCCUGUACAGAAUUUCUUUCUGGACCUCGCACAAGCUGUCAUUGCCAUAUCGCUCGGAGGGGCUGCCGCUGGGAAAGGUGGCACGACGAACAGCAUAUUUUUGUGCAUCGUCAUCAUUCUUUCCUCGCAUCUCUUCCGAUUCAGGCCUCUCCGGCAACACAUUGUCCAAUUCUUGUGGGCCGGGCUCUCCCGGGGAGGCCUUGAUUUUCUACUGAGUCCGCCAAGUACACCAACAUAUUCAGAUUCUUUCACCAUGCCUCAUGGGUGGCCUCGCAGUUUGCUUGGCAUUCACAUACUAACACAAGGCGUCGUUCGCCUCAUUCGCCGCUCUCUCUCUCGGCGAGAGUCAUCUCAAUCAAUGCCAACAGUCAAAAGGACAGAUCCUGAGGCUGCGGUUCCUACCUUAACACCUCGUACCAAUUCCAGUCUGCUGGAGUCUGGCCCCGACGUGGCCAGCAGCUCCAGUACCGACGGACGCCCACCUGGGCCUUCUCCCGCAGGCCGCGACUAUAAAGAAAAGGCUACUAGCGGUAAAAAGAAAAGGAAGCAAGCGACCCAUGUCCGGAGUCAGCAACCAUUCUGGGCCGCUCUUGCGAGUACAAAAGUCACUGUUUUGAAAGAGAUGGAGCAAAGCCAGGCGGCGAAUGACGCGGGCGAAGCUAACGCAAAAGAUACACAUCACAUUGGAAAUGCUGUUUGGAGAGCGGAGGACGAUCGGGUUUGGAUCGCCAACGUCGGGCCUACCGAUGUAUAUUUCCUGGUCAGCUUGUACCGGAUGGGGGACUCGAAUUGUUAUACGGGAGAGGGAAAUAGGAGGAAUUCCGGGCCGGGUAUUGACAAGACAAAGCCGUUCUAUCUGCGUGUCAACGGAGCGGAUUGGAGUUCCGCGCGAAUUGAGAAAACCAAUCCGGAGGGAUAUCUGGGAGAGGAGGGAACGGACAUGUGGUCUGGAGAGAUCUUUGGUUUGACUGCUUUGUCGAAUUACUCUUGCGAAUUCGUACGGACAGCCGACGAGGAGGUCUUUUAUUCUGCGAGUCUUAUUACCUCUGCCGCCCCCAGCGCAGAAACAGCGUCAGCUUCCCUGGUCACUCCCACCCACCAAACCUUACGACCUUCCUCGCCUACUACGACCCUCAAGAACUCCAUAGCCGCUGCGGACCAGAAACUUCAAGAACAACGGAAUCGACUCAAGCGCAAUCGCAAAGACCAUAAGUCUGCAAUCACCAAUAUCAAGAAAGAGGUGGAGACCCUGAGCAAUCGCUUGUCUACCGCUGGUGGCAGUGACGACCGCCAACGUCAACGUGCUCUCCAGUUUAGCCAGAAUAUUCGCCAGGCCGAUGACGCUGCUGCUGACUUCGCCCUCCAGAUAGACUCUUUGGGUGAGAUUCCCGAGGACGAAUUGGAGGAGUCAGUGGCAAUGAAGCGCGCUUGGCAGAAGGAGCGCAGCCAUAGGAAUGCCGUCACCAGUAAUUUCGACCAAGCUAAAGCCGAGGCGGACCGUCAGCUCGCAAGCGUCCAGUCUGACAUCAGCUCAACCAUCCAGAAGCGGGAACGUCUUCAACUGAGACAGGCUAGACUCAACGAGCAGUACGAGCGUCUGGUUGCAAGCAACGCCGAGGGCCUCCAUGCCAAAACCAAGAAGCAGCAGGAUCGUUUAGCCGAACUCAACAAUCGAGCGUCUCUCGAGAACCAGUACGCUAGCAACAUCAAUGGAUACGAACGUCGUGCGUCGGAGAACCACCGCCACACGUCUCAAAUCCAUCACACGAUCCAUCACCUCGAGGCAAUGCUCGCGCAGGCACAGAUGUCGGUUCCCACAACCCCUGAAGGCGCGCUCCCUGGUACCAAUGGCAUGAACGGCGUUCCAAUGACUUUCCCGGCGUUCCAGUUCCCGCUCGGCUCGCAUCCCAACGGUACACCUGGCUCUAUGCGAGGCGGUCGCGGCCGCUCAUCCUCCAUGCUCUCUAACAUCAGCGGCUUUACCGACGGCUUUGAAGACCCGGCCUCGCCCUCUGUUGCUGUCCUCUCCAACCCUUUUGCGUUCGCGAACCAUCUCAACGGUCGCAAAGACAGCAACGGCAGUGGGUCGGGGAGUGGCAGUAGCAGCCAGAGCUCUAGUCCGCGCGAUCCGAUGAGUCCGAUGCCAAAGCGUCUCGCGAGUCCUGGCAGUGGAAGGAGUUCGACACCGCUCAGUCCGGUUGGUGGGAGGUAG